This is a messenger RNA of Nothoprocta perdicaria, 1258 nucleotides long. RefSeq names its product LIM homeobox 6 (gene LHX6). NCBI's taxonomy places the organism in Eukaryota, Metazoa, Chordata, Aves, Tinamiformes, Tinamidae. Gene Ontology annotation, cellular component: nucleus. The record is from RefSeq and is a predicted model, not a curated record. Gene Ontology annotation, biological process: regulation of transcription by RNA polymerase II; neuron differentiation; forebrain neuron development. Gene Ontology annotation, molecular function: RNA polymerase II transcription regulatory region sequence-specific DNA binding; DNA-binding transcription factor activity, RNA polymerase II-specific. The transcript has 10 exons. The coding region runs from base 1 to 1188 and encodes 395 amino acids.
AUGGGCACCGUCAGUGAGGCUACAGCGGCGGCCUCCCCGCUGGAGCGGGCUGCGGGGCUCGCCCGGCGCCCGCAGCCUCCCUCUCCUGCUCUCUCCCGCAAGGUGAUGCCGCCGGAGCCGCUGCCCAAGGGGAGCCGCUGCCUCGACCCGCACGGCCGCGCCAUGUCGCAGCCCGACGCGGAGCCGCUGCCCGGUGCCCUGGACAAGGAGGAGGCCCGCUCGGCGCCCAGCACCCCGUCCACACCGUCCGUCUGCUCCCCRCCGUCCUCCUCCUCGUCCACGCCGUCGGCCGGCAAGAACGUGUGUUCCAGCUGCGGGCUCGAGAUCCUCGACCGGUACCUGCUCAAGGUGAACAACCUCAUCUGGCACGUCCGCUGCCUGGAGUGCUCCGUGUGCCGCACGUCGCUGCGCCAGCAGCACAGCUGCUACAUCAAGAACAAGGAGAUCUUCUGCAAGAUGGACUACUUCAGCCGCUUCGGUACCAAGUGCGCCCGCUGCGGCCGGCAGAUCUACGCCAGCGACUGGGUGCGCCGGGCGCGCGGCAACGCCUACCACCUCGCCUGCUUCGCCUGCUUCUCCUGCAAGCGGCAGCUCUCCACGGGCGAGGAGUUCGGCCUCGUCGAGGAGAAGGUGCUGUGCCGCAUCCACUACGACACCAUGAUCGAGAACCUCAAGCGAGCGGCGGAGAACGGCAACGGGCUCACGCUGGAGGGGGCCGUGCCCUCGGAGCAGGACAGCCAGCCCAAGCCCGCCAAGAGGGCGCGCACCUCCUUCACGGCCGAGCAGCUGCAGGUCAUGCAGGCUCAGUUCGCUCAGGACAACAACCCCGACGCGCAGACGCUGCAGAAGCUCGCGGACAUGACGGGGCUCAGCCGCAGGGUCAUCCAGGUUUGGUUUCAAAACUGCCGAGCGCGCCAUAAAAAACACACGCCGCAGCACACGGUGCCGCCCUCCGGAGCGCCCCCGUCCCGCAUCCCCUCCUCGCUCCCCGACGACAUCCACUACUCCCCGUUCAGCAGCCCGGAGAGGGCCAGGAUGGUGACGCUGCAYGGCUACAUAGAAAGUCAGGUACAGUGCGGGCAAGUGCACUGCAGGCUGCCCUACACCGCGCCGCCCGUGCACCUCAAAGCCGACAUGGAGGGGCCGCUCUCCAGCCGGCCUGAGAAGGUCAUCCUCUUUCAGUACUGACUGCGCGAACUCUUCCUCAUCUGUCCAUGGCGCUACCAGCACCACUGCCCCUCAGUCGUUGACAUACAGU